AUGGUUGCCAUGCCCCCCAGGGGUCAAAUAUGGGAUUUUUUGAACGGUAUACGCCCACACCAUUCUGUUGUUGGGAUAAGCCCACACCAUUCUGUUGUUGGGGUAAGCCCACACCAUUCUGUUGUUGGGUUAAGCCCACACAAUUCUGUUGUUGGGGUAAGCCCACACCAUUCUAUUGUUGGGGUACGCCUACACCAUUCUGUUGUUGGGGUAAGCCCACACCAUUCUGUUGUUGAGGUAAGCCCACACCAUUCUGUUGUUGAGGUAAGCCCACACCAUUCUGUUGUUGAGGUAAGCCCACACCAUUCUGUUGUUGGGGUAAGCCCACACCAUUCUGUUGUUGGGGUACGCCUACACCAUUCUGUUGUUGGGGUAAGCCCACACCAUUCUGUUGUUGAGGUAAGCCCACACCAUUCUGUUGUUGAGGCAAGCCCACACCAUUCUGUUGUUGAGGUAAGCCCACACCAUUCUGUUGUUGCGGUAAGCCCACACCAUUCUGUUCUUGAGGUAAGCCCACACCAUUCUGUUGUUGAGGUAAGCUCACACCAUUCUGUUGUUGAGGUAAGCCCACACCAUUCUGUUGUUGAGGUAAGCCCACACCAUUCUGUUGUUGAGGUAAGCCCACACCAUUCUGUUGUUGAGGUAAGCCCACACCAUUCUGUUGUUGAGGUAAGCCCACACCAUUCUGUUGUUGAGGUAAGCCCACACCAUUCUGUUGUUGAGGUAAGCCCACACCAUUCUGUUGUUGAGGUAAGCCCACACCAUUCUGUUGUUGAGGUAAGCCCACACCAUUCUGUUGUUGAGGUAAGCCCACACCAUUCUGUUGUUGAGGUAAGCCCACACCAUUCUGUUGUUGAGGUAAGCCCACACCAUUCUGUUGUUGAGGUAAGCCCACACCAUUCUGUUGUUGAGGUAAGCCCACACCAUUCUGUUGUUGAGGUAAGCCCACACCACUGCAACACAGAAAAGCUGCUUUAUAACAUACUUAAUUACCAUUUUUGGGGGGGAAGAAAAACUAUUUCACUCAUAUUGUAA
This is a messenger RNA of Oncorhynchus keta (chum salmon), 1035 nucleotides long. RefSeq lists its product as uncharacterized. The coding region runs from base 1 to 1035 and encodes 344 amino acids. The transcript has 4 exons. Lineage: Eukaryota; Metazoa; Chordata; Actinopteri; Salmoniformes; Salmonidae. The record is from RefSeq and is a predicted model, not a curated record.